GCUUCAAACACAACCACGCCACCACUACUACUCUAUCUCUCAAGAAUCUAAGAAUUCUAUAGAGAUUGAGAGGGACCAACUUCAGUGCUCUUCCUACCUUAGAAGUCAGGCUAUCUUAUUAUAUAGAAGUACAAUUCUGUAGAGGCUGCAAUGCAUUUUGGCUCCGACUUCUCUACCAGAAAUAAGUUAGCACUUAGCAGGCCCUCUUGAGAGAAAUGAAAGUUUGCGCAACUCCUCUUCAGGGGAGCUUUAAAGAUUAGAUGUUGAUGCUAGUUGAUGAUAUGAAGUUCCGUCUGAGUCUCUCAAGUUCAUAAAAAAGAUAAAGCAAGAGAAGCAUCUGUAUUGAUUACAAAGCUGAAUAUUUUUUAUGGCUAGGGAUGGAUGGCCUUAUUUUGAUCCUGAAUAUGAAACUUUAAGCAUAAGAAUAAACCCCCCAAGCGUGGCUGUUGAUAACACUAGUUGCAAGGACUGCACUCUAGUCAAGGUUGACAGUCUAAACAAACCAGGAAUACUGUUGGAAGUGGUGCAAAUCCUGUCUGACCUAGAUCUGAUUAUCACUAAAGCAUACAUAUCAUCUGAUGGUGGGUGGUUCAUGGAUGUGUUCCAUGUUACUGACCAACAUGGAAAUAAGAUUACAGAGAGCAAUACCAUUGAACAUAUUGAGAAGGCUCUAGGACCUAAAGGCCACACAGCAGAUGUAUUGAAGACUUGGCAAGGGAAGCAGGUGGGGGUGCACUCCAGUGGUGAUCACACAGCUAUUGAGCUCACUGGGAGGGACCGACCGGGUCUCUUAUCUGAGAUUUUUGCUGUCCUUGCUAAUCUUCACUUCAAUGUCAUUGCUGCUGAAGUUUGGACACAUAACAGGAGAAUAGCGUGUCUUCUUUAUGUCAAUGAUGAUUCAACAUGCCGUGCUGUGGAUGAUCCCUCUCGGUUAUCUACCAUGGGAGUUCAGCUCAAUAACAUUCUCCGCGGGUGUGAAGAUGAUAGAAAUGUAGCUCGUACUAAUUUCUCUGCAAGUGUCACCCAUGUUGAUCGACGACUCCACCAGAUGUUAUUUGCUGAUAGGGACUAUGAAGGUGGUUGCUUGUCAACUGAGGCUGAGUAUCCCCCUUCAUUCACACCAAAAAUAACAAUAGAUCGGUGUGUGGAGAAGGGAUACUCAGUGGUCACUGUAAGUUGCAAAGACAGGUCAAAGCUAAUGUUUGACAUUGUGUGCACACUUACAGAUAUGCAGUAUGUGGUUUUCCAUGCCACUAUUACAUCUGAUGGCCCCUAUGCAUCACAGGAAUAUUAUAUUCGCCACAUGGAUGGCUGUACUCUUGACACUGAAGGAGAAAAGCAAAGGGUUAUCAAAUGUCUUGAAGCUGCAAUCAGACGGAGAGUAAGUGAGGACCUAAUCCUGGAGCUAUGUGCGAAGGACCGAGUUGGCCUGCUUUCUGAGGUAACAAGAGUUCUUCGAGAAAAUGGACUGUCUGUUACAAGAGCAGGAGUCACGACGGUCGGCGAGCAAGCAAUGCAUGUAUUCUACGUUAGAGAUGCUUCAGGUGAUCCUGUAGACAUGAAGACAAUAGAAGGCCUACGGAAAGAAAUUGGACAGACCAUGAUGCUUAAUGUGAAGAAAGUCCAAACAUGUGUCAAAGCACCUGAAUCAAGCAGCUGGUCUAAGACAAGCUUUUCCUUUGGCAGUUUGCUGGGAAAAUUCCGCAACUGAACUCUUUCCAUGUACAUAAACCUGCAGCAUCAGGUUUGUCACAGGGUUGUUUUUUGUAUGGCUAUUGGUGUUCAAGUAAGAUCAGUUUGCGAAGAUCUUGAAAACCAAUGCAUCUUUUUCACUUAUGUGAAGUAAAUUUUUCUUUCUUGGGUGCACAUUUGAUGUUGAACUGAUCUUUAAGCCAAGUAAAACUGUUUUUAAAGGAAAAGAAAUAUGUCUUUCAACGAUUGUUGAUAAGAUUUCCAGCUCA
This is a messenger RNA of Coffea eugenioides, 1961 nucleotides long. Its product is annotated as ACT domain-containing protein ACR3. The transcript is spliced from 9 exons. NCBI's taxonomy places the organism in Eukaryota, Viridiplantae, Streptophyta, Magnoliopsida, Gentianales, Rubiaceae. The record is from RefSeq and is a predicted model, not a curated record. Bases 368 to 1711 code for a protein of 447 amino acids.